Molecule: messenger RNA, 1416 nt
Organism: Centruroides sculpturatus (bark scorpion)
Lineage: Eukaryota; Metazoa; Arthropoda; Arachnida; Scorpiones; Buthidae
Product: cytochrome P450 4C1-like
Exons: 8
Coding region: 374-1252 (292 amino acids)
Molecular function (GO): monooxygenase activity; iron ion binding; heme binding
Source: RefSeq, a predicted model, not a curated record
AGUGAACUUUCCUUAACGAAACCAACGAUGAACAGAGGCAGGAAUUCAAAAAGUUUUUUUUACCAUUUUACACAGGACGACUUCCUUUCUUGUAUAACUGUCAUAUAACUGUCAUUUUUCUAAACACUGUCCCUGGCUAUCGACAUACUGUUCUCUUUUAGUGAAACUACUUUGUUCCGCGAUACCUUCCCGAAACUUAAUAUGAUUUUAAAACGACGUAUAUUUAUUCAUUUAUAAAAUAUAAAUAUCAAUUUAUUUCUAUGUAGACCUAACAGUAGGAGUUUCUAUAAAUUCUCAGACUACGAACGAUCAAAAAUAUGUUUCUGCAUUACGAAGAAUUCUGAAAUGUUUUCCUGCAUGGUUAGUAAAUCCAAUGUACUGGUUUUUUCCAAUUUUCUUCAUGAGUAAAAUAGGAAAAAAUUACAAGAGAGACGUUGAAAUAUUUCAUCGUUUCAACGAAAAGCUGUUUAAGAGAAAAAAAGAAAAUUUGGUAAAAAAAAUGCAGCAGCAGCAACAUUCCUUAGACAAAGAGACCUGUAAUGAAGAAGAACCAAAGACCAAAACAAAACAGCGUGUUAUCGAUUCCCUGUUGGAUUUGCAUGUCAAACAAGGUUUAAUAUCCGAAGAAGAUGUUAUCAGAGAUAUGGGAGGCACUAUUUUCGCGGGUUACGACUCAACCGCCCACGUUGUGUCCUGGGCUCUUUAUUUCCUGGGAAGAUUCCACGAAAUACAAGAGAAAGUGUAUCUAGAGUUGCAAGAAAUUUUCAAAAAUGAUAUGAGUAGAGAUAUUACUAUCGAUGACCUGACGAAAAUGAUUUACUUAGAAUGCGUGAUAAAGGAGUCGAUGAGAAUCUAUUCUCCUUUCCCUUUGAUUGCCAGAAAAAAUCCAUCGAAAAUGAAAAUAGGUAAUUACGUGUUGCCUGCAAAUUCGACUCUUGUCAUAAAUAUCUAUGGUAUUCAUCAUAAUCCUGCUGUUUACGAAAAUCCCGAAGUGUUCGAUCCAGACCGUUUUCUAUUUGAAAAUUAUAAAAUGCUUCAUCCUUAUGCAUUUCUGCCAUUUUCUGCCGGUCCACGAAAUUGUUUAGCAAGUAAAAGUGCAAUGAUUAAAAUGAAAACUAUUUUAGCAAAUGUUUUUCGAAAUUUUAAAGUUUACUCUUUGGAUCCUCAAGAUAAGAUCGUUACCUCUUUUGAAAGUAUAUUGACCCCAAUAUUAGGUAUAAGAAUGUGUGUAGAAAAAAGAUAUAUGUUGUAAGAUAUGAAAUAACAUAAACGUUGGGAUAAUUUUUAUUACAAAUAUGUAUGAAAAAAGGCUAUAUCAUAUAAUCUAGACGAGUGCAUUUAAAAACUGUAUCGAAAUUUAUUCAUAAGUUGUAAUUUAUGAAUGAGAAUAAAAUGUAUUAUAAUUAUUGUUAUUAA